AUGCCUCACAGUCAUCACUCUCACUCCGGACGGUUCUGUGGGCAUGCUUUCGGAUCCGUAGAAGAAGUUGUAUCGGAAGACAUCAAACAACGUUUCGAGGUGUAUCUUUUGACAGAACAUGUGCCCCGCUACAGGCUAGAAGAUCUUGUUCCAGCGGAGGUAGUUUCUCCUCCUCAAACUAGGUACAUCUGA
Molecule: messenger RNA, 192 nt
Organism: Suillus fuscotomentosus
Lineage: Eukaryota; Fungi; Basidiomycota; Agaricomycetes; Boletales; Suillaceae
Exons: 1
Coding region: 1-192 (63 amino acids)
Biological process (GO): L-histidine biosynthetic process
Cellular component (GO): cytoplasm
Molecular function (GO): histidinol-phosphatase activity
Source: RefSeq, a predicted model, not a curated record